AUGGGUUACGCCAAUGCUUACCCGAACACCGCAGUAAACAGCUUCCGAGUGUACCUAAACGAAUCGGAAUACGGUCCUUUUACUGAAAGCUCUUUCACAUGGAUAUGGUCAGCCACUCUUAACAUUUACUUUAUUGGUUUUAUUACUGGAAGUAUCAUAGCUAUUCCUCUUGCUGACCACAUUGGUAGAAAAUGGUGCCUUGUAUGCGGUAACUCGACCAAUUUCGUGGCUGCUGUUCUGUCAACUGCAGCUAUUAUUUGGCUUAUUCCAUCGUUAUUUAUUAUUAGCAGAAUCAUCUUCGCAGUCGGAGCUGGAAUUUCAAUGAAUAGCUUAGUGUUACUACUACAGGAGUCGGCCCCGGUAUCGUUACGCGGACUUAUGUCAUUCAAUGCCGAAAUGGCUUUUGUCGUGACAAACAUGCUUGGUGCACUCGCUGGUAUGGGCAGCGUGUUAGGAACAAAGCUCGGCUGGCUUGUUGGGUUGGCAUGUAUUCCAGCCAUGUUCUCAAUUUUGAUGGCUCUUUACUUCCAUGACUCUCCACGAUUCCUUCUUGUAAAGAGGAAGAAAAGAAAAAUGGCAGAAGAAUCUGUCGAAUUUUAUCAUGGCAUUGGUGAGCAUUUCUCUUUAUCACACAAACAGCAUCUCACAAGGAAAUCCACGAUGAAAGUGAAACAAAUCGGGCGUGAAUGA
Messenger RNA from Cooperia oncophora, 690 nucleotides. Lineage: Eukaryota; Metazoa; Nematoda; Chromadorea; Rhabditida; Trichostrongylidae. The record is from the annotation of a GenBank genome assembly.